Molecule: messenger RNA, 3957 nt
Organism: Larimichthys crocea (large yellow croaker)
Lineage: Eukaryota; Metazoa; Chordata; Actinopteri; Sciaenidae
Product: RAC-beta serine/threonine-protein kinase
Exons: 14
Coding region: 293-1747 (484 amino acids)
Biological process (GO): protein phosphorylation
Molecular function (GO): ATP binding; protein serine/threonine kinase activity
Source: RefSeq, a predicted model, not a curated record
CCGUGCGGCCUGCAGGGCGGCGCUGUGGCUCCGUGUCCCCCCCUCUCUCUGACACGGGGGAAGCAGCAGCUCACAGUCCGCGGUGUGUCGCUCGGUGGACGGCCUUGCCUGCUCUGGAUCCAGCCUGUCGGAACUGCAUCGAAACGAGAGCAACGUGGGACAAAGUCGGUAAAGAUCAGGUGCUGUUCAGGUUUUGAUAACCGCGACUGAGAGACGUGAACAGAGAGAGAGAGAGAGAGAGAAAUCCACUGUUCCCCUCCCCGACCUCCUGCUCCUGACCCCUCUCUGAAACAUGUCUCUCACCAUGAAUGAAGUUAAUGUCGUCAGAGAGGGCUGGCUCCAGAAAAGAGGUGAAUAUAUCAAAACAUGGAGGCCCAGGUAUUUCAUCCUGAAGAGUGACGGUUCCUUCAUCGGUUACAAGGAGAAGCCCGAUUUAAACGACCAGACUUCACCGCCACUCAACAACUUCUCAGUGGCAGAAUGCCAGUUAAUGAAGACCGAAAGACCCCGAGCCAACACAUUCGUCAUCCGUUGCUUACAGUGGACUACUGUCAUUGAACGCACCUUUCACGUGGACAGCAAUGAGGAGAGAGAGGAGUGGAUGUGGGCCAUCCAGUCUGUGGCAAAUAGUCUGAAGAUGCGGGAACACGAGGAGGAGGAACCGAUGGAUUUGUUCGGCUCGCCCAGCGAAAGCAGCCUGGAGGAGAUGGAAGUGGCGAUGUCCAAGAGCGGCAACAAAGUGACUAUGAGUGACUUUGAGUAUCUGAAGCUGCUCGGUAAAGGAACGUUUGGGAAGGUGAUUCUGGUCAAAGAGAAGUCCCACGGAGUUCAUUAUGCCAUGAAGAUACUGCGGAAAGAAGUCAUCAUAGCCAAGGAUGAGGUGGCCCACACAGUCACAGAGAGCAGAGUGUUGCAGAACACACGGCAUCCCUUCCUCACGACGCUGAAAUACGCCUUCCAAACCCACGACCGGCUCUGUUUUGUAAUGGAAUACGCCAACGGAGGCGAGCUCUUCUUCCACCUGUCACGGGAACGAGUGUUCACAGAAGACCGGGCUCGUUUCUACGGCGCCGAGAUCGUAUCGGCACUCGAGUACCUGCAUUCACGUGACGUUGUUUACCGCGAUCUGAAGCUGGAGAAUCUGAUGCUGGACAAAGACGGCCACAUCAAAAUCACUGAUUUUGGUCUCUGUAAGGAGGGCAUCACCCCCGACGCCACCAUGAGAACCUUCUGUGGAACUCCUGAAUAUCUGGCGCCUGAGGUCCUAGAAGAUAACGACUACGGCCGGGCAGUGGACUGGUGGGGUCUGGGUGUCGUCAUGUAUGAGAUGAUGUGCGGCCGUCUGCCUUUCUACAACCAGGACCACGAGCGUCUGUUUGAACUCAUCCUCAUGGAGGAGAUCCGCUUCCCCAGGAAUCUGUCGCCCGAGGCCAAGUCGCUGCUGGCCGGUCUGCUCAAGAAAGACCCCAAACAGAGGUUAGGUGGAGGUCCUGAUGAUGCCAAAGAAGUAAUGAGUCACAAAUUUUUUAUCACCAUCAACUGGCAGGAUGUGGUGCAGAAGAAGCUCACUCCACUGUUCAGACCACAAGUGACAUCAGAGACAGACACCCGGUACUUUGAUGAGGAGUUCACAGCGCAGACCAUCACACUCACUCCUCCAGACAAGUAUGCCAGUCUGGACUGCGAGGACCCGAGCCAGCCAGCACAUUUCCCCCAAUUCUCCUACUCUGCUAGCAUAAGAGAGUGAUAGCACCUCUGCCACACACACACACACAAACAAACACACAAACACAUAUACAAAUACACGAGGCAUGAACACCCUUUACAGCUUUCAAAUGACCGAAACCUCCAUGAGGUUUUUUGGUCCCGUCAGGAUCUAAGUGCCUCAGCUGGUGGCCAUAUUGUUCUAUAGAAACCCCUUCGUCCACACUACGGGCAAUGCCUGGCCACGCUGGCUGUACUGUAUCAAACUGGACUUUCUCAGAUCGACACAUUACCUUACAAUAACACUCUCCUUUUUUUUAUGGUCUUACGAGAAGCCAUACAGUUUCUUCACCGAGUUUCCAAGUGCUCUUCUUCAGAACUUCGCUGUUGCCGCCGGCGACAGGCGGGUUUGUUAUACGAGGGAGGAAAAAGCGUGGCGGUUUGUCGGGUGUGUUUUUCUGUAAGGUGUGUGUGUGGAUUAUUUCUUCAUUUCUUUUUUUUUUUUUUCUUUUGAGAAAACAGGGGGCAUCGAAUCCAAACUGUACGUCAUCAGUUUUAUCGGAGUGUGUCUGGCGAGAGCAUGAGGAUUUGUGUGUGUGUGUGUGUGUGUGUCUUAAUACAACGCUUGCCCCGAUAUGCAUCAGGAACAACUCGACAAAAAAAAAGAAAAGUGAAGGUGUCGGACAGAGAGGCUGUCCUCUUUAAAAAAAAAACUUUAAAAAAAAAACUGUAAGCAAUGAAAACAAAUCAUUUGUAUAUUAGUUUGCUCUCAUCUCAGAAUGUGAUCCUUGAUGACAGAAAGUGCGACACAGCAAUUAACGGGAAUUGGGAAUACCUUAAUGCACAAGGUGUAUAUGUUAUUUUUUUAAAACAAAGGUUUUUUUAAUUCUAACACAUUUUUUUGAUCUUUCUCGAUCAGCAAACAAAAAACACACACACCAGCCAUGUGAUUGGAGAGGCUUAAUAAGCACUUAGUGAGUUGAAGCAGACCUAAUCUUUCUCAGAUGGACGACGUGUUCGUGAUGGAGCGUCGAAGCCCUCCCAGGGAUCCGCGUUUGAAACGUGAGGACAAAAGUUGCGUCAAAUGUGCGGUCGGACUCAAAAUGCUGUCGACGUCCGCCGUCGGAUCAUCAGCUGCUUGUGUUUAGGCGACGUUUAACGUUUGAGAACUUUGUCUCUUCGUACUGAAACUCGGGCGUAUCGGCAGCGAGCUGAAAUCACGGCACUUUGAGAAAUCAUGUUCAUAUUUGAAGUGUCAUUUAUUAUUAUUUAGCAUUUAGCAGUUCACUCAUAGCUUUCUAUAAACGUCUUUCUUCAAGUCAUACAUCAACUACUGGAGACGUCUUACGGUUUGUGAUCGGACGCGUCUAAACACAAUCGGCUUCAACAUUUGAGAACUUUCGCCUCAUCGCUCGUUGAAAUCCUCAAAUUAAGAACGUCAGGAAACAGUUAUUCGUACUGGUGUAUCGACGACCAGUCCCAGCACUGAACUGAAAUCACUGCACUUUGUUCAUGUUUGAAGUGUCAUAUUGUUUCAGAGCUAACUCUAGAUUCUACGAGUCUUUCUAUGAAAGUCGUCUUUCACCAUCUCAACCUUACUGGGCAGACUUCGUGUCCUCCUCCACCUUCUGUGCGUCGUCCGUCGAUCUCUUUGCUGUUCCACUUCAUCCGUCGGUGAACUGUCGCUGUGAUCCUUAGCUGAAGAGCUUCACAAUCAUCCGGGGAGGCUGCGUACACAUCAUGAACACGGUCCAUCGUGAGGUUUUGUGUUUGAGUGCAAUGGUCACUUGCAAGGAUGUCUUUUUUUUAAAAAAUAUAUCAACUCUUCCCAUCUAUUAUUAAUCGCUGCACAUCGAUAAAUGAGUUGGUGUACUGGUAAGAUUUGCAAUACUGUAUAUGAAACCCAACGUUGUAUUGGUGCUACACUGCUGAGUCACUGGUGAUAAAUAAGAGCUCGACUCUUCCCGUCGCUCACAGAGCCUUCUACCACAAAUGCUGUUUUGACAUCGUUUCCGUUAUUAUUCUUUUUUUUCUUCUUUCGUCUGGAUUUACUCGUCGUCUUCUCCUCCAUCCUUCAUCCUUCGUGUACCCUGAACCUCCGCAGAUGGUCUCAGAUUAAGAAAAAGCAUCAUGGUUGAGAGAAACGUUUGUGUUUUCAGUUACAUUAUUCUAUUCAAACAAUUCAUUUCUAUUUGUUGAUGAAUGUAAUUCUGAAAGACAAUGAUCCAAUACACGUUUUUAACUGUCUUAAUA